This is a messenger RNA of Durio zibethinus, 1523 nucleotides long. Its product is annotated as putative ATP synthase 24 kDa subunit, mitochondrial. NCBI's taxonomy places the organism in Eukaryota, Viridiplantae, Streptophyta, Magnoliopsida, Malvales, Malvaceae. Gene Ontology annotation, biological process: pollen development. The record is from RefSeq and is a predicted model, not a curated record.
AAGGGACGGGUCGGGUCAGCUCUUUCUGCGCUAUGCUUUUGUCGUUUUACGAGGGAAAAGAGAACCGUGGGGAGAAAUAUGGACGGGACAGAUGGCAAAAAGGUAAUCGUUGGUAAAUUGAUCUAAGGUGGAAAAUUCCGAGGCAAGCCAACUCGUGAAUCACUGAUAGACUCCAGAACAUCAGAACCUCGCACACUGAGGCGUAAGAUAGAGCGAGUGCGAGUCCCAUUUAAUACUCAAAAACCCUAAUCCAAAACCGUUUGAUUGGGUUGUCCGACGAUGGCCUUCACUACUCGUCUCCUCUCCAAAUACCGCCAGAGAUGUUGAAAAACAUCUUUUUGGAGGUUAAGAAGAAAUUUGAGACAGCUUUGGGAAUACUCAAGAAGGAGAAGAUCACUAUUGACGCAGAUGACCCAGCUGCUGUCUCUCAGUAUGCAAAGGUUAUGAAGACAGUAAGAGAGAAGGCUAACUUGUUCUCAGAAUCUCAACGGAUCCAAUACACCAUCCAAACACGAACUCAGGACAUUCCAGAUGCUCGAACAUAUUUAUUGACACUGAAGGAUAUAAGGAUCAAGAGAGGACUUAUUGAUGAACUUGGUGCUGAGGUUAUGAUGAUGGAUGCUUUGGAUAAAGUUGAAAAAGAAAUUGGGAAACCUCUUACAAGGAAUGACAAGAAAUCAAUGGCUCUUCUUACGGCAGAAUUUGACAAGAUUAAUAAGAAGCUUGGAAUUCAGAAGGAAGAUCUGCCCAAGUAUGAGGAAGAAUUGGAGCUCAAAAUUGCCAAGGCACAAUUGGAGGAGCUUAAGAAGGAUGCUUUUGAAGCUAUGGAAACACAAAAGAAGCGGGAGGAAUUCAAGGAUGAGGCUAUGCCUGAUGUUAAGUCUUUGGACAUCCGGAACUUUCUCUAAAAAUUCAAAUUUGCUUUGGUGUUCCAGUUUGGAGGUUAACCUACAAGGAUGAACAAGAAAAACUGUUACAGAAUUGGGGAAUACCGUUCUGAUUUUGCUAUACUAAUAAUAAAAGAAGCAACUGGUCAUUUGAAAGUGCAAAACCAUCUCAUUUGAAUGAGUUAAAUGCUGUUUUAUGUUUAUGAUUUAACUACAUUCUGCAACAAGUAGUGUGGAAAUCUUUUUUAAUGUACAUGCCAUUGAGUUCUGUUCAGCAAGUGCUUUGUUUCUUUAAACUGAGAUAGCGUGGAAGAAUUUUCGGCUAUGGUUUGGUUCCUUGAAUUUGUGAAUCUUUGUAAAUGGAUUAGACGAUGGUGAAUCUUUGAAGCUAGAAGUCAAAUUCGUUUACUUGCAACUCAAACCUAAUCACCCAAGGGCAGGUUCUUAAUCUUAGCGCACCUCAAAUUCUGCCACUGUCAAGGAAAAAUGAACAGCCCUAAGUGCAUGACAGAAUUGAGGUCGUCAUCCACAGGGAUAUUAUGAGGUUGCAGCACUCUCUGAAAGCCCAAAAAAAUAAAAAAAUAAAGCUGAUAAGUUUUGUCAUUUGUUCCUGCAAAAAGACAUAUCACUGGCAAA